AUGGCUACUGUUCGCUCUGUUGUUGCUCUAGUGGCGGCCGUGGUGGUGGCAGCAUGUGUGGCACUUGCAGCUGGCGGCCCUUCGUGCUUCAACCACCAGACGGAGACGUACACCUCGCACUUUAAGAUGGAGACAGUGACUGGCCAUGACGCGCGAGUCACUCCCUUUUUCUCGCCUGGUCAGCUCGAGCGGGAGGUUACUGAGCUUGUGCUCUCGGCCGAGUCAUCGAUCGACAUCGCUGUCGCAUCCUGGGCUCCGUUUCAGGCUUGCGGUGUCCGUGGCGGCGGAGGAUGCAGUCCGGCGCAGCUCCGUUACAACGCGUCGUCGCCGCUCUUUGUGGCUCUUGUCAACGCCAUCCACUCGGGUGUCCGCGUUCGACUCUUGGUUGGCUACUGCUCGACGAAUGUCAAUCCGCCCGGCGCCAUCGACGUCUUCUCCUACCUUGCCCUUGCCGGUGCCUCGGUCAGAGCGUACGCUACCACCGACUUUAUCCACUCCAAGUAUGUCAACGUCGACAACCGCAAAGUAGCCAUCAUGUCGGCCAACUUUGAUCUGGAGGGAUUUCUCUACAACCGCGAGGCUGGUGUGGUCUACGACGGCCUCGACCCGGGCUCGCCUGUGGCCGACUUCACCACGGCAGUCUUUGAUGGCGACUGGGAGCUCGCCAUUGCGUACCCGGUCGAUGCCACGUGGCCGGCGAGUGUUCUCAAGCUGAUGAAGGACAAGAGCCCCAUCCCGAUGCCGCCAGUCACGUUUACCAACUCGACGUGCUCGUACAACGUGCCGGACCCGCCGCCAACCUUCUCGGCCGAGAUGGACGUCACUGUGUACACCAUGCCCGACGACGGCGUGGAGCUCUCGCUCAUUCCACACUUGCAGACGGCAACCACAUCGAUCGACGUCUACAUCUACGUCAUCGCCUCGCGUGCGAUUGUCACCGAGCUCAUCGCCCUCAAGCAGUCGCGGCCGAAGCUCCGCAUUCGCGCCCUCGUCUCUGGCUACGUCGUCCCGGGUCCGUUCGCCAGCUAUCCGGCCGCGUAUCGCAAUCUCACGUCCGCUGGCAUCGAGGUCCACGUCACCCACGACUGCCUCGGCAUCCACCACCAAAAGUACUGGAUCGUCGACGGGUCGUCGGUCUCGGUCUCGACCAACAACUGGGCCGAGUCCGAGUACCCUACCUUUACCGUCUUUCCACCGGGCGUCCAUGGUGCUGAUCGCGGCCUCACCCUCCGCUUCACCCAUCCGGGCCUUGUCGCCUGGUACGCCUCGGUCAUGGACGCUGACUGGAAGCUCUCCGAACCGUGGACUCCGUCGCUCGUUCCGCCGCCACCACCCCCACCGAGCGUCCUCACUUAAAGCACCAUAAGCCGU
This is a messenger RNA of Thecamonas trahens ATCC 50062, 1371 nucleotides long. RefSeq names its product phospholipase D. The record is from RefSeq and is a predicted model, not a curated record. Gene Ontology annotation, cellular component: mitochondrion. Gene Ontology annotation, biological process: piRNA processing. NCBI's taxonomy places the organism in Eukaryota, Apusomonadida, Apusomonadidae. The coding region runs from base 1 to 1356 and encodes 451 amino acids. The transcript has a single exon. Gene Ontology annotation, molecular function: RNA endonuclease activity producing 5'-phosphomonoesters, hydrolytic mechanism.